Molecule: messenger RNA, 3090 nt
Organism: Micromonas pusilla CCMP1545
Lineage: Eukaryota; Viridiplantae; Chlorophyta; Mamiellophyceae; Mamiellales; Mamiellaceae
Exons: 4
Coding region: 1-3090 (1029 amino acids)
Cellular component (GO): Set1C/COMPASS complex
Molecular function (GO): histone H3K4 methyltransferase activity; protein binding; DNA binding
Source: RefSeq, a predicted model, not a curated record
AUGGCGCCGCCCGCGGUGGCGACCCCGCCGCCGCCGCCGCCGUCGCGCGUCCCGUCGUCCGUCUUGAUCGACGGGUGUCCCUCGGUCGUCCCGGACGGCGAGGUGUCCCCGGACGACGCGCCCCCGGGGACGACGUCUCGAGACGACGAAGACGAAGACGACGACGAACGCGCGCAGCCGUCUUCGCGCGCGUCCCCGCGCGCGUCCCCGCGCGCGUCCCCGCGAUCUCAACCCGCCCAUCGCCUCGCGCGCGAAGAAGAAGAAGAAGAAAAAGAAGAAGAAGCGCGCGACGCGCGCGCCGCCGGGAAUGAAGAACCAGCGCGAUCGGGGAGCCCGCCGGGCGACCACCGCGCGGCGGCGACGGCGACGAAACGCUCAGCUCCCGCGUCGUCGAUCUCGCGUCAGCCGACGGCGGCGGCGGCGGCGGACGUUCGCGUCCGACGCGUCUCUCGCGCGCGCCUCGCGAAGCUCGCGAGCGCGGGGGAGCGCGCGCGGCCGCGCGCCGGCGCGCGCGACGGCGGCGGUGCGUCCGCGGUCGAAGUCGUCAUCGGGACGGACGUGCGCGUGCGGACGUCGCGGUUGACGCGCGCGGACGCGGCGUCGACGCGCGCGGGGGACCGCGACGCGUUUACGUUUUCAUCAAUAAUCUCGGAGGCGAAAACGCCGCGCGAAAACGAAACGCGCGGCGCGAGACCGGGAGCGACGUCCGCGCUGCUCGAGAGCGCGCGCGGGCUCGCGACCGGGCUGCGGAGCUGCCUCGACGCGAUCGAGGAGAAGGCGGGGGUGGACGACGACGACGACGACGACGCGACGGGGAGGGGCGACGGCGGCGACCGGUCCGCGGAGCCGGAGCCGGAUCGGGACCCGGAUCGGGGUCCGGACCGAACCGUAACCGUAACCGGCGACGACGCGUCGAGAAGAAAACCACGGGGACGCCGCCGAGCGCCGACGUUCUGCGGCGUCCCCGUGGACGUCCCCGCGCUCGUCGCCAUCGUCGCCAAAGAGGGCGGGUACGACGCGGUCACGUCCAAGCAGCUGUGGCGGGACGUCGCGAGACGGAUGCGAUUCCCGGAGGACGCGAUGAAGAGCCACACGUCGCUCGCGUAUCACCUGCGCACGUUGUACGCGCGGCACGCGGGGGAUCCCGCCGCGACGCGCGCCGCGCGACCGCCGACGCGCGACCGCGUUAUUCAUAAAAACGGCGAGGUGUCGAGCGUUUCAGAUGAGGCGAUCGCCGUGGCCGCGAUGCGAGAGCUCAGAGGUAUCGCCGCGGAGCGCGGGGACGACGGGACCGCCGGGACGCGCUCGACGCCGAAAAGGCAACAAAAGCGACCGGCGGCGGCGGCGGCGUCCCCGCGCGCGUCCCCGCGCGCGUCCUCGAAGCGCGCGAGACGCGACGAGGAGAACGCGCGACCGCUCGUCGCUGCGAGCCGGGCCCCGUCGUUCUUCUUCCGCGACGUCGCCGCCGACGCCGACGCCGACGCCGACGCCGACGCGCGCGCCGCGGCGAACGAAAAUGUCCGCGCGAUUAUCUCGCGAUGCUACGCGUCGCUCGAUCGACUCGCGGAGGCGACGCGCGCGUCGACGCCGCCGCCCUCGCGUCCGCUGCGCCCCGCGCCGCCCGCGCCGAACCCCGGGUGCGCGCGCGCGAUGCCGUGGCCGUGGCCGUGGCGCGCGGCGGGGGGGAUAGGCGACAGGUCCGGCGCCGGCGCCGGCGCCGGCGGCGACCCUCCGCCGCCGCUGUGGUACGCGCCCGAUCCGGACGCGUACGACGCGAUGAUCGAGGCGGAAGAACUCAGAGCCGCGCGCGGCGAGGCGAGGCUGUGCGCGUACGAGGGAACGGUCGAGUGGGACGCGCCGCCGCGGCCGGGGGAUUACGCGCAUCAGGCGCGUUCUAUACACUGGUUCCCAUACGACCGCGUUGGCGUGCCCGUGCCGUCGUAUCUGAGGUAUCGCGAGGAAGGCGCGGGAGGGCGCUGCGCGUCGCCGCUCGUCGGCGACGGCGCGAGAACGCCCGUCGGAGGCGCGGCGGCCGCCGCCGCCGCCGCCGCCGCCGGUGGCCGGCGGUGGCGCGGGCAAACGCUCGCGUCCGUCGCGCUCGCCGCGCAGGAAGGCGCGAACGCGCGGUUCGUCCAACGAAGCGACGCCGUGCGUCGAAUCUUCGCGGCGGCGACCCCGGGUCGCGUCGCGCCGACGUUCUCGCCCGCGCCCGACGCGCUUCCGUCGUCCGCGGCCGCGGCGAGCGCGCUCGCGACGCUUCAACGGCGGUUCCUCGACGGCGGCGACUCCUCGAUGCAGGCGUCGUUCUCGAUGCAGACGCGGCGGGGCGGCGUGCACGUCACCCCGAACAGCGGCGGUGGCGCCGGCGCGCACGCCGCCGCCGCGAUGAGUUACCGCUCGCUCGCGACGCCGGCGGCGCUGGCGAGGACCCGCGCGCUCGAACCUUUCUUCCGCGUCGACCGCAGCGGCGUCCACGGGAUGGGCGUGUUCACGACCGUCGCGCUCCCCGGGCGCGAGAUGAUCAUGGAGUACAAGGGCGAGAUCGUUCGCAGGCCGAUCGCUGAUCGAAGAGAGGCUGCGGAGAGGGCGGCCAUCGCGCGACGAGCGAAGGACGCCGCCGAUAGCGCGGCGCGACGCGGGGACCCGCCGCCGCCGCCGCUCUCCGAGGCGGACUUGGCCGCGGCGUCGACGUACAUGUUCACCGUGGACGCCGCCGCGGGUCUCAUCGUGGACGCGACGAGGAAAGGGAACGUCGCGAGGUUCGUGAACCACUGCUGCGAGCCCAACUGCGUCGCGAAGAGCGUGCACGUCGAGGGCGCGAGACGCGUGGUGCUCUUCACGACGCGCGACGUCGCCGCGGGGGAGGAGCUGUUUUACGAUUAUCAGGCGCGUUCUGUCAUGUACACUGGUCACCAUACGACCGCGUUCGCGUGGUGCACGCCGUUCCUGGAGGACUUUUCCUGGCGUUUCGCGCCGGACGCGCCCGAGUCGUGCGUUCCGUGCGCGUGCGGCGCGCCGCGGUGCCGCGGGUCGAUCAACGUGCAGGUUUUGGACGAGGACGCGGUCCCGCGGGGGAGGGGGAGGAGGUGA